CUAAAUUUUAGAUAGAUGGAAGUCACGUCGAAUGCUUUCUCUGAGUUGAGGUCUCUCGGAAACAACCUCUCUACCUUCACAACGUGGAAGGUAAGCGAAAAACUUUCACCUUCACGCUUCUGUAUCUGAGUUAAACCUAUAGAUGGGGAAAUCUUUUACUUUGUUUUUCCCCAAUCCUUCACAUGAUGAUAGUUCAAAAAUUUCCACAGAGGAAAGUAAACAGAAUUUUUACAACCAUCAAUGUUCCGUUGAUGUAUACCAUUUUGAUGCUCUAAACAAAAUUACUUUUUAUCAACUGUAUAGCGCGAUUCAGUUGACGUCUUCAUUUCUAAAUUCUAACCGGUAUAUAAAAUGUUCGAAUCAACAUAUAUUGAGAAUAAGUGGAAAACUACGAAUAAAAUUACGGAUAAAAUUUUAUCACCUAAAAGAUAAUUAUGGGUAUUCUUCACAAUAAGUGAGAUUGGUCAUCCUAAAACAAGAGUUUAAAAUACACAUUAUAUAACAAUUGUUUUUCUUGUUAGUGGAAAUAAGAGAAAUUCAAGAAAAAUAGUCUUAAAAUAGAAAAGAAAAAAUAUAUAUAAUUGAUUGAUUUUGGACGUGUCUCCCUUCCAUUUUCCAAAUCCCACUCAACUUUGUCAUUGCUACAUCACCAAGUCAACGUACACCCCAUUUCCCGCCAGGAAAACCUGACCAUAGAUCAAGAAAACUGUUAAUCCCCCCAAAUAACAAUCUAACAUAUGGAAAAGAAAAAUAGAAACUGAGAAUUUUCCUCAGUAUCUCCAAAAUCAAGAAACAACAACCAUUUUUUUCAAGGUAAAAAAAAACAAAACAGAGAACAAAAUUGUUCUAAGAAAACAAUGGCACAAGCUGCAGCAAAGAAGAGACCUCCUAUAGCUUCAUCAGCAAAGCCAUCUCCUAAUGUCCUCCCUUACCAAACACCAAGAUUAAGAGAACAUUACACUCUUGGCAAGAAACUAGGCCAAGGCCAAUUUGGUACAACUUAUCAAUGCACAGAAAAGGCAACUGGCCUUCAAUAUGCAUGCAAAUCAAUCCCAAAAAGGAAACUUUUAUGCAGGGAAGAUUAUGAAGAUGUUUGGAGAGAAAUUCAAAUAAUGCAUCAUUUAUCUGAGCACCCUAAUGUGGUGAGGAUCAAAGGGACAUACGAGGACAAUCUUUUUGUCCAUAUUGUUAUGGAAUUAUGUAAAGGAGGUGAGCUUUUUGAUAGGAUUGUUCAAAAAGGUCAUUAUAGUGAAAGAAAAGCUGCACAUUUGAUGAAGACAAUUGUUAAGGUUGUUGAGGCUUGUCAUUCUCUUGGUGUUAUGCAUAGAGAUCUUAAGCCUGAGAAUUUCCUCUUUGAUAGUUCUGAUGAAGAUGCUACCCUUAAGGCUACCGAUUUCGGGUUGUCCAUUUUCUAUAAGCCUGGGCAUUAUAUAUCUGAUGUUGUUGGAAGUCCUUAUUAUGUUGCUCCUGAAGUGUUGCAUAAAUAUUAUGGACCUGAGAUAGAUGUAUGGAGUGCUGGUGUCAUCUUAUACAUCUUAUUAUCUGGGGUUCCUCCUUUUUGGGCUGAGACAGACAAUGGUAUCUUCAAGCAGAUUUUGAAAGGAAAGAUAGACUUUGAAUCUGAACCUUGGCCUCAUAUAUCUGAUAGUGCAAAAGACUUGGUUAAAAAGAUGCUCAACAGAGAUCCUAAAGCGCGAAUAACUGCACAUGAGGUCCUAUGUCAUCCGUGGCUUGUGAACGAUAUGGCUGCUCCAGACAAACCUUUGGGAUCUGCAGUUUUGACUCGCCUAAAGCAGUUUUAUGACAUGAACAAACUCAAGAAAAUGGCUUUACGAGUCAUAGCAGAAAGGCUUUCUGAGGAAGAAAUAGGAGGCUUAAAGCAGUUAUUCAAAAUGAUUGACACAGAUAACAGCGGGACAAUCACAUAUGAGGAACUGAAAGACGGCUUGAAAAGAGUAGGAUCUGACCUUGUGGAGUCUGAAAUCAAGGCCUUGAUGAACGCGGCUGACAUUGACAACAGUGGCACAAUUGACUACGGUGAAUUCAUUGCCGCGACACUGCAUUUGAAUAAGAUGGAGAGAGAGGAGAAUCUGCUUGCUGCAUUCUCCUACUUUGACAAAGACGGCAGUGGUUAUAUUACCACUGAUGAGCUUCAACAGGCUUGCAUAGAUUUUGGCCUGGGUGAUGUUAAAUUGGAUGACAUAAUUAAAGAGAUUGACAUAGAUAAUGAUGGACGUAUAGAUUAUGGAGAAUUUGCGACAAUGAUGAAGAAGGGAAAUACAGGAUUUGCAGCCAGAACUAUGAGAGGCAAUUUGAAUUUUAACUUGGCAGAUGCUUUUGGAGCAAAUGACUGUGACAAAAAUCAAUAGAAGACCAAGCUGAUAGAAAAACGUUGGACCAAUCGAGGAUCUAGGGAGAUGGUGAGGCUUUCAAUCGAACCAGGGAAGAGUCAACUAGCUAGAGCUGCAUUUGCCGAGACAAUGUUGGACUGCAACCAAGAGAGAUUGGUGCAUGGUGUUCUAUUGUUUGACAUGGUAGAUAGGUUUAGUUCUAUAGUAGCAAAAUUAUUGUUGUUGCUGCUUUAUCUUACUAUAUAAUUGGACGGCUUCUCCUCUAUUUCACAAAUUUAGACCACUGUUGUCUGUACUUGAGGAGUGUUGUAAAAACCUUCUUUUGUGUCUAUAUUAAUUUGGUGUUACUAGAUAUUGAAUAACACUUGUUUAUCA
Nicotiana tabacum (common tobacco) is the source of this 2726-nucleotide messenger RNA. Its product is annotated as calcium-dependent protein kinase 11. The record is from RefSeq and is a predicted model, not a curated record. Gene Ontology annotation, molecular function: calcium ion binding; ATP binding; protein kinase activity. Gene Ontology annotation, biological process: protein phosphorylation. NCBI's taxonomy places the organism in Eukaryota, Viridiplantae, Streptophyta, Magnoliopsida, Solanales, Solanaceae.